Messenger RNA from Pseudonaja textilis, 2003 nucleotides. The record is from RefSeq and is a predicted model, not a curated record. Lineage: Eukaryota; Metazoa; Chordata; Lepidosauria; Squamata; Elapidae.
AUGGCCGUGUCUUCUCCCCCGAGCAUUCCCGCAACUUCCAACCCCGGAGGCGCGGGGGGCUCGGCCGGGUUGUUCCGGCCGGACCCUCUUUAUGCCCCCAGCCCCUCCGAGUCCCCGCGGCUGGCCGGCGGCGGCAGCUGCAGCGGCGGCGGCGGCGGCGGGAGCCUCCUCCACGGCUUCAUCUCCAACGCGGCGCCCGCGGGCGGCGGGGGGCUCCUGGGGGUCGCGGCCGGCGGAGGAGGAGGCGGCGUCGGCGGAGCAGCAGCGGCAGCGCCGGCGGCGGGGGUCUCCGGGGCCUCGGCGCCGUCGGGUCCGCUGGUGGGCAACGAGUGCAAGAUGGUGGACCUGCACGGGGUGAAGGUGGCCUCCUUCGUGGUGGACGGGCAGGAGCUCAUCUGCCUGCCGCAGGUCUUCGACCUCUUCCUCAAGCACCUGGUCGGCGGGCUGCACACCGUCUACACCAAGCUGAAGCGGCUGGACAUCGCGCCCGUCGUGUGCACCGUGGAGCAAGUGCGCAUCCUGCGCGGGCUGGGCGCCAUCCAGCCGGGCGUCAACCGGUGCAAGCUCAUCACGCGCAAAGACUUCGAAACUUUGUACAGCGACUGCACCAACGCCAGUUCACGACCGGGGAGACCCCCCAAGCGCUCUCUGGGGGUUGCGGUACAAGAGAACACGCGCUUGCUUCCCCACGGAGUGCCGGGCCUCUUAUCACCAGGGCUUAUCUCCCCAACAGGCCUCACAGCCAUGGCUGAAGCAAUGAAGCUGCAGAAGAUUAAGCUUAUGGCCAUGAACAGCCUCCAUGGGAGCGGAAGUCAGAACGGGACCGAGUCGGAGAACGAAGAACUGAAUUCGAAUGCAGGUGGAAGUGAAUCCUCGUGGGAUAAAGAGAAGCUUCAGUCGCCGAUCCCGACGGGAUCCCAUCACGGGAUCAGCCACGCGGCGCUGUCAGGGCAGGCCAAUUUGGCGAGCGCUCAUCCCCUAAGUCCUCUGCAGCAGAACCAUCUGCUCACAAACAGGAUAGACCUGCCAUUUAUGAUGAUGCCCCAUCCUCUUCUUCCGGUUGGCCUGCCUCCUGCUUCUGUAGCGAUGGCCAUGAAUCAAAUGAACCAUCUCAAUACUAUCGCCAACAUGGCUGCUGCAGCACAGAUGCAUAGUCCACUUUCAAGAGCCGGAGCAUCAGUAAUAAAGGAGAGGAUCCAAGACAGCCCUUCGCCUGCUCCAUCUGUAGAAGAGAGCCAGCGACCUGGGAGCCACGCCUCUUCCCACCAGAGUAGCAGUGUUUCAAGCUCUCCAUCCCAAAUUGACAACACACCAGAUAGAAUUGGUCUGUUAUCAAAUAUUAGAGAAGGAGAACCAAUAGAUCAAGAAUCUGGAACCAACCCCAAAAAACUCCCAAAGGAGAAAGAAGAAGUCCAGAUCGCCAUCCCAAUACUCAAACCAACCCUAGAAAAGGUCCAACUGGCUGGGCAGACUUUGCCCCCUGGAUUUCCAGCACCGUUCCUCUUUGCGGAUGGGUUGUCUUCAGUGGAAACUCUAUUAACCAAUAUUCAGGGGUUGCUGAAAGUCGCCGUAGAUAACGCCCGGGUGCAGGAAAAGCAAAUCCAGCAGGAGAAGAAGGAACUAAAGAUGGAGCUGUGUAGGGAAAGAGAAUUGAGAGAGAACCUGGAAAGGCAGCUUACAGCUGAGCUGCAAAGCAGAGCCACAAUUCAAAAGCGCUUGAAAAAGGAGAAGAAAGCGAAGAGGAAAUUGCAGGAAGCUCUGGAGUUUGAAUCAAAGCGGAGAGAGCAAGUAGAACAAGCACUGAAGCAGGCUACAUCAGGGGACGGUCUCAGGAUGCUGAAUGAUGCUGGGAUUCCAGACAUGGAAGUUGACCAUAACGGGACUCAACAUGAGAACGCGGCAAUGCAAGAAAACAGAGCAUACAUCAAACCAACCAUUAUGUACUGAAGAUGCCGAAUUUGGCAUGUUUGUGUGGGGUGGGGGAGGGGUGGGGGACAUGUAAC